This is a messenger RNA of Scedosporium apiospermum, 639 nucleotides long. RefSeq lists its product as uncharacterized. Gene Ontology annotation, biological process: vacuolar acidification. The record is from RefSeq and is a predicted model, not a curated record. Gene Ontology annotation, molecular function: proton-transporting ATPase activity, rotational mechanism. Bases 1 to 639 code for a protein of 212 amino acids. Gene Ontology annotation, cellular component: vacuolar proton-transporting V-type ATPase complex; fungal-type vacuole membrane. NCBI's taxonomy places the organism in Eukaryota, Fungi, Ascomycota, Sordariomycetes, Microascales, Microascaceae. The transcript has 7 exons.
AUGGCCGAGGCAGCGGGACGUGAGGCCGUUUUCCCGACGAGACAGUCACUUGGGUUGAUGAAAGCGAAGCUUAAGGGUGCUGAAACAGGACAUAGUCUCUUGAAAAGGAAGAGCGAGGCACUGACAAAGCGUUUCAGAGAAAUCACGAAACGAAUCCACGAUGCGAAGCUUAAGCUUGGACGUGUCAUGUCAGUAGCUGCAUUCUCGCUAGCGGAGGUCACCUAUGCCGUCGGGGGAGAUAUCGGGUAUCAGGUGCAGGAGUCCGCCAAGUCGGCCCGCUUCCGGCUCACCACUAAACAGGAUAACGGAAAGGCGGCCAGCAGGUCCAGAAAUGCCGAGAGACAUAUGCUCGAGCUGUUGAGGCAUUGGUUGAACUUGCCACUCUACAGGAUUUGCGCGUUGCACUGCGCUACUACUUCAAUGGCUAACUUUGCUCUAGACAUCAACGCCGAACUCGAUGAGCUUGACCGAGAAGAGUUUUACCGGCUGAAAAAGGUGGCCAAGAAAAAGGAGAGGGAUAAUGCGGCGCUUGAUGCGGAGCUGAAGAAGAGACGUGGUGCCGAUAGUAAUCUCGUGGGUGCGGAUGAGGACACCCCGACGAAUAUUUUGGCUGUUGAGGAUGAUGAUGUCAUCUUCUAG